CAACUCACCGUCGACACAAACACAGUCCACAAAUACAUCAAACUGUCUAACAACAACAGGAAGAUGAUGUUUGUGGGGAAGGAUCAGUCAUAUCCUGAUCAUCCAGACAGGUUUGAUUACUGGCCUCAGCUGCUGUGUAGAGAAGUUCUGACGGGUCGCUGUUACUGGGAGGUCGAGUGGAGCGGAAUGGUUUCUGUAUCAGUGAGUUACAGAAGAAUCAGCAGGAAAGGAAACUGUGAUGACUGUUGGUUUGGAAUAAACGAUCAUUCCUGGAGUCUGGACUGUUAUCCAGGUGAUCAGUACCGUGUCUGGCACAAUAACAGAGAAACAUCCAUCUCCUCCUCAUCUCCAUAUCCAGGCUCUAACAGAGUAGCAGUGUACGUGGACGUUCCUGCUGGAACUCUGUCCUUCUAUGAAGUCUACCCUGACAGACUGUUCCACCUCCACACCUUCAACACCAGCUUCACUGAACCUCUCUGUGCUGGAUUUGGACUCUGGUCUGGUUCAUUGUCUCUGUGUCCAGUUUAG
This is a messenger RNA of Cololabis saira (Pacific saury), 528 nucleotides long. RefSeq names its product stonustoxin subunit alpha-like. Gene Ontology annotation, molecular function: protein binding. The record is from RefSeq and is a predicted model, not a curated record. NCBI's taxonomy places the organism in Eukaryota, Metazoa, Chordata, Actinopteri, Beloniformes, Belonidae. The annotation marks the transcript as partial. The transcript has a single exon.